UCUUCUUAAAAGGCUUGUUUUUAAUUAUGUGUCUGUGUGCAGGUGCUGGCAGAGGCCAGAGGUAUAGGAUCCCCUGGGGUUCCAGGAACUUGUAAGCUGUCCCAGUGAGCACUGGCCUCACAUCUUCUACAAGUGGAGUACUGCUCGUAACAGAUAAGCUUGCGGAUUUUUAUGGAGACGAGCCAAAGGUGAGGGAAGAAAACCUGCCCAUCCAGCACCAUGGCCAGCAGCAGGGGCCUGCCACUCCUGCUGCUGUUGCCGCAGCUGUUCCUGGGCCCUGUGCUGGCUGUGAGGGCACCUGUGUCUGGCCGAAGUGGCACCCACAGCCUGAGCCUUGAGGAAAAUGAAUUUGUGGAGGAGGAGCAGCCUGUACUAGUCCUGAGUCCCGGGGAGCCACAGCCUGGCCCAGCCACCAUCGACUGUCCCCGAGAUUGUGCCUGCUCCCAGGAAGGUGUAGUGGACUGCGGUGGCAUUGACCUGCGUGAGUUUCCAGGCGACCUGCCGGAACACACCAACCAUCUCUCCCUGCAGAACAACCAGCUGGAGAAGAUCUACCCGGAAGAGCUGUCACGGCUGCAGCGGCUGGAGACGCUGAACCUACAGAACAACCGCCUGACUUCCAGAGGGCUCCCAGAGGAGGCAUUUGAGCAUCUUACUAGCCUCAAUUACCUGUACCUGGCCAACAACAAGCUGACAUUGGCACCCCGAUUCCUGCCAAACGCCCUGAUCAGUGUGGACUUCGCUGCCAAUUAUCUUACUAAGAUCUAUGGACUCACCUUUGGCCAAAAGCCAAAUCUGAGGUCUGUGUACUUACAUAACAACAAGCUAGCAGAUGCCGGGCUGCCAGAAAACAUGUUCAACGGCUCCAGCAAUGUGGAGAUCCUCAUCCUGUCUAGCAACUUCCUGCGCCAUGUGCCCAAACACCUGCCACCUGCCCUGUACAAGCUGCACCUCAAGAACAAUAAGCUGGAGAAGAUCCCCCCUGGGGCCUUCAGUGAGCUGAGCAACCUGAGGGAGCUGUACCUGCAAAACAAUUACCUGACAGAUGACGGUCUGGACAAUGAGACCUUCUGGAAGCUCUCUAGCCUGGAGUACCUGGACCUGUCUAGCAACAACCUGUCUCGGGUCCCGGCGGGUCUUCCCCGCAGCCUGGUCCUGCUGCAUCUGGAGAAGAACGUCAUCCAGAGUGUAGACGCUGACGUCCUGACGCCCAUCCGCAGCCUGGAGUACCUGCUGUUGCAUAGCAACCAGCUGCGGGCCGAGGGCAUCCACCCGCUGGCCUUCCAGGGCCUCAAGCGGCUUCACACGGUACAUCUGUACAACAACGCCCUGGAGCGUGUGCCCAGCGGCCUGCCCCGCCGGGUCCGCACCCUCAUGAUCCUGCACAACCAGAUCACAGGCAUCGGCCGUGAGGACUUCGCCACCACCUACUUCCUGGAAGAGCUCAACCUCAGCUACAACCGCAUCACCAGCCCGCAGAUGCACCGGGACGCCUUCCGCAAGCUGCGCCUGCUGCGUUCCCUUGACCUGUCCGGCAACCGCCUGCAAACGCUGCCCCCAGGCCUGCCUAAAAAUGUCCACGUGCUAAAGGUCAAGCGCAAUGAGCUGGCUGCCCUGGCACGUGGGGCACUAGCUGGCAUGGCCCAGCUGCGGGAACUCUACCUCACAGGCAACCGACUACAUAGCCGGGCCCUGGGACCCCGUGCCUGGGUGGACCUUGCUGGUCUACAGCUUCUGGACAUCGCUGGGAAUCAGCUCACUGAGAUCCCCGAGGGGCUCCCCCCAUCGCUUGAAUACCUGUACCUGCAGAAUAACAAGAUCAGCGCAGUUCCUGCCAACACCUUUGACUCUACUCCCAACCUCAAGGGGAUCUUUCUCAGGUUCAACAAGCUGGCCGUGGGCUCCGUGGUGGAAAGCGCCUUCAGGAGGCUGAUACACCUGCAGGUCUUGGACAUUGAAGGCAACUUUGAAUUUGGUGACGUUUCCAAGGACCGAGGCCAUAUAGAUGAGGAAGAAGAGGAGGAGGAGGAGGAGGAAGAAGAGGAAAAGGAGGAAACAAGAUAGAAACAAAGUGACACAGAUCUGACCCAGGAUGAUGGACCACGGGACUCCUUUCUGCAGCCCAGGCCUGUGCCCCAUGAGCGCCCCCUUCUGACACACCCAGCGCCGAGCCCAAGGGGCAUCCGAAUGCCACAGGCUGAACAAAGUCUCUGUCCUACUCUUCCCUGCGGUGUGUCACACAGUCAGACACGUGCAGAUAUCACUUCACUGCCACACCCUCAGCUUGGCCACACAGAGAGCCAGCUGCACAUGACUGUCCCAACUGGCUCUGUGCACAAUCCUACAGUGUCACACAUACUCACCUUGACCUUUGAAUCCACAUCGGCCUGAUACACUUGGGCAACUCCCCUCACCCCUCGUCACAUACACAGAGUGACCUAUGCCAACAAAAGCUCUGGCAUCCAGCCACAACAGUUGGCUAUGUGCCUUUUCCUCUGGUCUUUCCCUUGGAGACACAAGGUUGUCUCCUUGCUCUGUGGCCAGAUGUUUUCCACCUUCUGAGACUCACAAAAGCUGGCUUUUGUUUUGUGCCUCCCCUCUGGGGAUUGGAACCUUCAGCCUUCUACUGUGGCCCCACCCCUCCCCCAGGUGCUGGGCAGUCCUCCUGCAGGGAGCUCCUUUUUGUUGUGCCCUGGCAAGUCACAGGCACUUUCCAGGGACACCCUCAAAAAGGCAUGGGAGGGCAAGGAGGCAGCAGUGCGUGGUGG
This is a messenger RNA of Acomys russatus (golden spiny mouse), 2768 nucleotides long. RefSeq names its product podocan (gene Podn). The record is from RefSeq and is a predicted model, not a curated record. Gene Ontology annotation, molecular function: protein binding. The transcript is spliced from 12 exons. The coding region runs from base 220 to 2064 and encodes 614 amino acids. NCBI's taxonomy places the organism in Eukaryota, Metazoa, Chordata, Mammalia, Rodentia, Muridae.